Elgaria multicarinata webbii is the source of this 1859-nucleotide messenger RNA. It is a transcript of the gene C21H11orf68, whose product is annotated as chromosome 21 C11orf68 homolog. The coding region runs from base 123 to 863 and encodes 246 amino acids. The record is from RefSeq and is a predicted model, not a curated record. Lineage: Eukaryota; Metazoa; Chordata; Lepidosauria; Squamata; Anguidae. The transcript is spliced from 2 exons.
CCCUGCCGCUUGCCCCAGGCCGUUGGUAAGGUAACGGAAGGGCGGAGUUGCGGCCGCUUCGGGCCCCUGAAGGGGUGAGAAGAGGAUCCCACCCACGCUGUUCAACUCUUCUCUAACGAGCCAUGUCUGACCAGAAUGACGACGAGGCCGGGAAGGAUGGGGCCUUUGCGGCUGAACACCUGGCAGCCGAGUCCAUGGCUGCAGACAUGGACCCCUGGGUGGUUUUCGACGCCCGGAAGACCCCGCGGGCCGAGUUUGAGGAGUGGCUGCAGACCUACCAACCGUCCCGGGUGUUCCGGUUCGGAGAUCCCGACCGCAAUGCAGAACCGGUGGGUUGGAUCGCCAUCUAUGGGCCCAGCUUCUGCCCCGAGGGCGGAGACGUGGUGGGGCUGCAGGACGACUGGGAACGUCUCCAGGUCAGCGGGCGCCACGUCACCUUUGACACCGUCAAAGAGCUCGCCCUGAACCGGCGGGUGCUGACGGGGAAGUGGCUGAUGCACCUGGACAGCGGCUUCAAGGUAGACCACGCCUGGUGCGGCAUCGCCCGCGCUGUGCUCGACGGCCGCAUCGGUGUGGCGAAGGUUAGCCCCUGCUGCCCCGACUCGGAGCGCAAGCAGGUCAUCUGCGUCUACACGGACAACUUCACCGACGAGGAGCAGGUGCUGGUGGCCGAUGGCAUCAUCCGCGCUACGGGCAUCAAGUGCCUCUUGUCCUACAAGCCCGACGUUUACACUUACCUGGGCAUCUACCGGGACAACCGCUGGCACCUCUGCCCCACCAUCUACGAAAGCAAGUUUGACCUGGAAUGUAUUCCCCGCCGCUCCCGCAUCAUCAACAAAGUGAGCGACACAGAAGUGACUUAACUUGCCUCCCCUGGCACGGGCCGCUCUCCUGGGGAACAAAAUUGGAGUACAAAAUUCCCACCAUGUAACGCUCACUUGCUUCCCCUCCCACCGACUUCUUAAGCAGCUGCUUGGAGGAGGUUGCUACCAACCACAGGCUGCUGGGAAAAGAACUUUUGGGGACAGGAUUUUCCUAUUUUCCUGCAGGGUCAGUCUUGUUGGCUGCUGUGCCGAACAGGCCAUCUUUGUGAUGCCACAUUGAUGAAUUUCUCUCUGAGCUGCUCACCAGCGUGUGCUGCCCUUGAAACUCUUCCUAGGAGUUCAUCUCUGCACUCUUUUCCCUCUCUAGCCUGCAUGUAUACCGCUACAACGCCUGGGGGUGUACUAGUGACUCCCUUCUCUUGCUGUUAUUUUCGUAUUAAAACAUUUACAGCUACAGAAGCACUCAUUUUUAAUUAUUAUUAUUUUAAAAGGCAGAUCAGUAGAAAGAAUUGCUGCGGUGGUCCGAAAGGAAAGGUGUGGUAAAGUAAAACAAGUUCUUAAGUGAGCGGCCUUUGGUGGCGUAAGAGCAUACAAGCUUUUUAGCAACACAGAUCUGUUCAAUUUGCAGUGUUAACCAGUCACUGGAAAUGUCCCAUGAAAUGCAGAAGCUUGGAUGCCCUCAUUCCGAUCUAACAGAUGAUCACAUUUUACCUACUUCUCUGGCCUUUGUUGGGGGAAAAGCCAUUUCUACAGCUUGAUGUGUCAAGGGAAGUUUUUCUUGAGAACCUUCUCUUAAUGCUGCAGCAGAGGGGCAAAAUAUAGACACUCCCAAGUAUGUGUGCAGUCUUGGUUUAAUUGUUCCUAAUGAUUGGGUCCUACGCUUCACCACCAACCUCACUGGAGUUCAAAAUCCCACACCUCUGCUCAGAGGGAAAGAUCUGUUUAACAUUUCUGGCCUUUUAAGGUGGUGGAAAAAAUGACUCAUAAUGCAUUCACUUGUAAAUAGGUUGAAAAUAAAGUAAUUUCCUCCUCUGA